Penicillium verhagenii is the source of this 3624-nucleotide messenger RNA. Its product is annotated as putative RNA polymerase II transcription elongation factor (Ctr9). Lineage: Eukaryota; Fungi; Ascomycota; Eurotiomycetes; Eurotiales; Aspergillaceae. The transcript is spliced from 2 exons. The record is from RefSeq and is a predicted model, not a curated record. Gene Ontology annotation, cellular component: Cdc73/Paf1 complex. Bases 1 to 3624 code for a protein of 1207 amino acids. Gene Ontology annotation, molecular function: RNA polymerase II complex binding. Gene Ontology annotation, biological process: regulation of DNA-templated transcription.
AUGGCACCUCUCGAAAAUGGCCAUGCGAACGGUUCCACUGAGACAAUUUCGCCCCCGAGCUCUUUGAACAACCUGCGCUUUGCCGACAUCCCCGAUGCCAUUGAUAUCCCCGCCUCCAGCUUUGACAGCGAAGUCGAAGUCAGCCUCCUUGAUCUUCCUGAAGACCCUACCGAAUUAUGCACCCUCCUAGAAAACGAACGAGCAGCGAAAAACUUCUGGGUCAUCAUCGCGCUUGCUUAUGCGAAGCGAAAGCAACUCGACCAUGCCCUCGACAUCCUCAACAAGGGCCUGGCAUCCGUGGCCCACGGAGCAACCAAAGAAAAGCUCGGGCUCCUGGGCUGGGUUUGUUGGCUUCUGAUGCUCAAGAGCCGACAAGCGCCUCGCGUGGCCCCGGAAGGAGAGCUUUACUCCCAAGCCAAGACCAAGGAUCACUACCUACAGCUGGCAACUUCAACCCUGAACGAGGCAUCACGUUUGAACCCGGCCUAUCCACCUUUGUUCCUCGCUCGCGGUGUCCUAUGUCUCCUCCGUGCCUCCCUAUACCCGCCCCGUGCUGUUCGUCCCGGUGCAAUUGAUACAUCUGAAAGGGUGGAAGCUUUACGUCAGGCAUUGAAAUGCUUCGACGAGUCAUCCAAGGCCUUCGGUGGCCGCAACAUCAUGGCGAUUUUGGGACGCGCUCGAGCACACUACAUGCUAGGAAGAUAUGCUGAAGCCUUAGAGGGGUACCAGAAAGUUCUCCAGAAGGUGCCAAACCUCACAGACCCAGAUCCUCGCAUCGGUUUGGGAUGUUGUUUAUGGCAGUUAGGAUUCAAGGACCAAGCCAAGGUGGCCUGGGAAAGAGCACUUGUUCAGAACCCCGAAUCCAAGGUCGCAAAUAUCCUGCUUGCUGUGUAUCACCUCUACGACAGCUCCCGCCGAUCGACUACUGAUCCCAAAUUCGGUUCCUUGUACAAGAUCGCCAUGACACAAUACACUCAAAAAGCCUUCAAGCUUGAUAAGGAAUAUCCUAUGACCUGUGCUUUGUUCGGCGGCUAUUUCCUCCUGCGCAAACAAUACCCGACGGUGGAAACUCUUGCCCGCAAGGCCAUCGAGCAGACGGAUGUCAUGCCAAUUGCCAGCGAUGGCUGGUAUCUUCUCGGACGCAAAGCUCACUAUGAGAACGAUAACACACGAGCCACCGAGUACUAUAACCGCUCAGACCAAGCCCGAGGUGGUGGUGAAAAGGGUUAUUUGCCAGCCAAGUUUGGUGCGGUGCAGAUGCAAGUCACAAACAAGGACUUUGAUGGUGCCAAAUUCCGCUUGGAGAAAAUCGUUCAGCAAUCUAAGAACGCAGAGGCCAUGACACUCCUGGCAGCGAUACACGCAGAAGAGGUGUUUGCUGCUCAGAAGGCAGGUAGCAAGGAUGACAAAUCGACUGAGGUCAAGCGGGCAAUCACCCUUUUGGAGGCUGUGCGAUCGAUGUGGAAGGAUGAAAAGCUCAACUUGACACCUGACGAAUCGGUUUUGGUCUACCUUUCUCGACUGUACGAGGGCAAUGCCCCCGACAAGAGUAUGCAAUGCCUCAUUCAGUUGGAGCAACUCCAGCUUUCCAGCAUUCCUCAGAGUGCUCGUCCGGAAGGAAUCGAAGACGAAGAAGAAAUGAAGAAUCUUCUACGCAACAGUCUUCCUCCACAACUACUCAACAACAUGGGUGCCUUUUUGUAUCAGAACGAGAAGAUUGCAUUGGCCCGUGGCAUGUUCCAGUCAGCACUCAAUGCCUGCGUCCAAUCACAAGAGAGGGAGGACAAGUCUGAUAACGAUGCCCUUGUUACUACUAUCAGUUAUAACCUGGGUCGGACUUACGAGGCGGCCGACAUGUGGGACGAAGCUAAAAAGGUCUACGAGGGUCUUUUGGAGCGACACAGCGAUUACACAGAAGCUAGUGCUCGACUGACUUACAUCAGUUUGCGCCAGAGUCCCACCGAUGAAGGUCCCAAGAAGAUGGCCAAGUUGUACGAGGUCGAAUCUUCGAACCUGGAGGUUCGCGCGCUCUUUGGCUGGUAUCUAAGCAAGUCUAAGAAGCGAGUUGCCAAUCUUGCCGAGGAUCACGAGCAGCGCCAUUACAAGCACACUCUGCAGUACCACGACAAGCAUGACCGAUACGCUUUGACUGGUAUGGGCAAUGUGCAUCUCCUCUCGGCCCGUGACAUGCGCCGAGACACUGAGCAGGAGAAGGAGAAACGCCGGAAGGUUUACCAGCGAGCCGUGGAAUUCUUCGAUAAGGCCUUGCAGCUGGAUCCUAAGAACGCUUACGCCGCGCAAGGUAUCGCCAUCGCUCUCGUCGACGACAAGAAGGACCACAGCACUGCCGUGCAGAUUCUCUCGAAGAUUCGAGAAACCUUGAAGGACCCCAGCGUUUAUCUCAACCUGGGACAUGUCUACGCUGAGCUACGACAGUACUCACGAUCGAUUGAGCAUUAUGAAACGGCUCUAUCUAAGGAUCGCUCUCGUGACGUACAGAUUCUCGCAUGCCUUGGCCGUGUAUGGUGGUUAAAGGGCAAGCAGGAGAUGAACCUUGUGGCUAUGAAGACCGCCCUUGAGUACGCGCAACGAGCACAGAGUGUUUCCCCUGAUCAGCUCCACUUGCAGUUCAAUGUGGCCUUUGUGCAAAAUCAGAUUGCCUCGUUGGCUUACAGUCUUCAGUCCACCCAAAAGACUUUGCAAGACGUUCAAGAUGCAGCUGACGGUCUCAAGGAGGCUAUUGAGACAUUUGAGCGCAUCUCAAAGGAGAAGAACCCGCCUUAUCCCAGCGCCGCUCUGGAGCAACGUGCAAACAUGGGUCGCACUAUCAGCAAGCAGCUUGACCGUGCCAUGCAAAGCCAAAAGGAAUACGAAGAGAAGAAUGCUGCCAAACUUCAGCAGGCUCGUGAGGCCCGUGAGGCCGCAGCUAAGGAACGCGAGGAGCAGGUCCGAAAGGCCCAGGAGAUUGAGGCUGAACGCAAGCGCAAGAUCGCCGAAGAACGCCAGGGAAUGGCCGAACAGGCCGAACGACAGGCCAUUCAGCGUGCCGAAGCAGACCGUGCUCGUGAAGAAGCCGAGCUCACCGACGAUUCGGCGACCGGCGAGAGAGUCAAGCGCAAUAAGAAGAAGUCUGCCGCCACGAAACGCAAGAAGAAGGGUGGUGACGACUUCAUCGCUGCCGAUGAUGAGAAUGAUCAGGAUCGCAGCGGCGCUGAGCCCGAGAGCGAAGGUGAAAACGCUGCCCCUAAGAAACGUCGCCGUUUGGAGCGUCGUUCGGGUGCCAAGGCCCAGACCAGUAAGAGCCAAAGCAAGUUCAAGAGCAAUGAACGGGUGGAGGACUCGGACGAGGAGGAUGAUGGAGAGGCACCGGGUACCCCUGGUGACGAAGAGAAGGAAGAUCUCUUCGGUGAUGGAGAUGAUGAGCCAAUGCAGGAUGAGGAAGUUGCAGCACCCCGUCGCCGUGAUCGAGCCUCUCGCCGCAUUGCCGAUGAUGACGAUGAGGAUGAGGAAGAGAAUGAAGAAGCGCCAGUGACAGUGCCGGAGCCGAUCGAAGACGACGAGAACGAGGAGUUGUUCGGCAAUGUGUCCUCCAAGGCCGCCGAAGAUGAAGAGAUGGAGGACUGA